AUCAAAGAGCAAAGUGAUGGCACCGAGUCGCGAGCUACGGAUCGUGUGCAUCUCGGACACGCAUAGCAGGCACGGCGACUUGGUCGUGCCGGACGGCGACAUCUUGAUCCACGCCGGCGACUUUACGAAGCGCGGCCUUCACACGGAGAUCAAGGCCUUUGACGAGUGGCUGGGCACGCUACCGCACCGCCACAAGAUCGUGAUUGCGGGUAACCACGAGCUGUCGCUCGAUGCGGCAUGUGUCUCGAAGCAGCUUUUGCGCCACUGCACAUACUUGGAAAACCAAGUCGUGGAAGUGGAAGGCAUCCGCAUCUUUGGGUCGCCGUACAGCACGCUCAACCCCGGCUGCAUCAUGGCCUUCCAGGCGUUUCCCGGCUCGCACGCUCAGAGCAUUUGGGGCCAAGCACCUGCGCACGUUGACAUUCUUGUGACGCACGGACCGCCGCUCGGUAUCCGCGACUUGAGCGUACGCGGCCAGCUCUGCGGCGACGAAGACCUUUUGCACGACGUUCAAACACGCAUUCAGCCCAAGUACCACGUCUUCGGCCACAUCCACGAGUGCUACGGCUCCGAGAUUCUUGGUCCCACGACCUUUAUCAACGCAGCGUCGUCGACGAUGCUUCGGCAGUGCACGAACGCGCCAAUCGUCUUUGAUAUUUCCGUCGCUUCGAAAGACAACUAA
Saprolegnia parasitica CBS 223.65 is the source of this 682-nucleotide messenger RNA. RefSeq lists its product as hypothetical. Gene Ontology annotation, molecular function: hydrolase activity. The transcript is spliced from 3 exons. The record is from RefSeq and is a predicted model, not a curated record. Bases 17 to 682 code for a protein of 221 amino acids. Lineage: Eukaryota; Oomycota; Saprolegniomycetes; Saprolegniales; Saprolegniaceae.